Messenger RNA from Lactuca virosa, 483 nucleotides. Lineage: Eukaryota; Viridiplantae; Streptophyta; Magnoliopsida; Asterales; Asteraceae. The record is from the annotation of a GenBank genome assembly.
AUGUGCAAUGAUAAGGUUCUGUUUGAGCAUCAAGGUGGUGCACAUCAACAGAAUAUAGGAAUGGAAGUUGUAAUGUACAAUGGGAAUUCUAGUUUUGAUUCUCCUUGUAUAUUAACACCUGGUUGGAUAAAGCAAGCUGAUGAAAUAGAAAGAAACAACUCUAAAAAGAGUAUUAUGUUUAAUAACGAUUGUCCAUCGUUUGAAGCUAGACUGAAUGAAUGUGCACAUGAGAUGACAACUUCGAAACAGAAUGAAGGUAAAGAUGAUGCAAUUGUUGAACAGGAUUGUCCUAAAAGGACAAAGAGAAAUGUUGAAGCUGUAGUAGGGAUUAAAAUGAGAGAAAAAAGAGAAAUGAAGAAUGGACCUACAUUGAAGUCUCCUUUUGUACAAAGAGUUGUGAACUUGAAAGAUUCAGUUGAGCAAAAAGAAAUUCUGGUUGCACAAGCUAUUAUUGGAUUAGGAAUGGAUAAAAGGUGUAGUUGA